Messenger RNA from Triticum dicoccoides, 1128 nucleotides. RefSeq names its product putative heat stress transcription factor A-6a. Gene Ontology annotation, cellular component: nucleus. Gene Ontology annotation, molecular function: DNA-binding transcription factor activity; RNA polymerase II cis-regulatory region sequence-specific DNA binding. Lineage: Eukaryota; Viridiplantae; Streptophyta; Magnoliopsida; Poales; Poaceae. The record is from RefSeq and is a predicted model, not a curated record. The transcript has 3 exons. Gene Ontology annotation, biological process: cellular response to heat; regulation of transcription by RNA polymerase II. Bases 1 to 1056 code for a protein of 351 amino acids.
AUGGACUCCGCCGCCGCAGUGACCAUGGACAUCAAGCAGGAGGAGCACGAGAUGGUGGUGCUGGAUGACGACAACGACGGUGACGCGGGCUGCUGCCGGGCGCCGACGCCGCUGGACCUGGCGGCGGCCGCGGCGGUGGCGCCGUUCCUGGCCAAGACGUUCGACAUGGUGGAGGACCCGGCGACGGACGCGGUGGUGUCGUGGGGCGCGGCGCGGAACAGCUUCGUGGUCUGGGACCCCCACGCCUUCGCCGCCCGCCUCCUCCCGCGCCACUUCAAGCACGCCAACUUCUCCAGCUUCCUCCGGCAGCUCAACACCUACGGAUUCCGUAAGGUGAACCCGGACAGGUGGGAAUUUGCCAACACGGGCUUCCUCGGCGGGCAGCGCCACCUCCUGGCCGGCAUUCGACGCCGCCGCGGCGCCGACACCGCCCGCCGUCCCGCUGCGGCCUUGUCGCCGUCGUCGUGCGCGGAGGGCGCCGGCGGCUUCGGCCCCGUGGAGGGGGAGCUGGAGCAGCUGCGGCGGGACCGGGAGGCGCUGAAGCGGGAGCUGGCCGGGCUCAAGCGGCAGCAGGAGGAGGCGCGCGCGACACUGCUCGACAUGGAGCGCCGCAUGCAGGGCACGGAGCGGCGGCAGGAGCAGUGCAAGGCCUUCCUCGCGCGCGCCGUCAGGAACCCUGCAUUCCUGGCCAACCUGGCGCGCCGCAACGGCCUCACCGCGGCGGCUCCGGCCCCCGCUGUCGACGGCAAAAAGAAGCGGCGGCUGCUCGACGUCAUCCCGUCGCCGCCACCGGCGGAGGACGGGUUCACCUUCGAGGAGCUGGCACUCGCGGCCGGGGUCGUCGAGGAAGCAGCCGCGCCGACCCAGGGCGCGGGCGCGGGCGGCGUCACGACGGACAUGAUAUGGUACGAGCUGCUCGAGGAGGGGCAGGCGGAGAUAGACGUUGAUGUGGAGGACCUCGUGGCCGCCGCGGGGGACAUGGAGCCGUGGGGGUUCGGCGAGGAGGAGGAUCCGGAUGAUGGAGUCUGUCGGGAUGCAAGGUGUGGAAGGGGGUGACAGGCAGUCAGUAUGCUCCGGAAGUUCAGAUGCUUUUAGGUACCGUCGAUGCAUCCAUGUUCAUUACUUGUA